AUGGGCUCCAUCACCGCAGCAAAUGCAGAAUUUUGUUUUGAUGUAUUCAAAGAGCUGAAAGUCCACCAUGCCAACGACAACAUCUUUUAUUCCCCCCUGAGCAUCAUUUCAGCCCUGGCCAUGGUCUAUCUGGGAGCAAGAGGUAACACUCAAUCUGAGAUGGAGCAGGUUCUUCACUUUGAUAACGUUACAGGAGUUGGAGACACUACUGACUCCCAGUGUGGCACUUCUGAAUACAUCCACAAUUCAUUCAACGAUCUUCUCUCAGAUAUCACCAUGCCAAAUGCUACAUACUCACUCAAGAUUGCUGACAGACUCUAUAUUGAAGAAACAUACCCCGUUCUUCCGGAAUACUUAAAGUGUGCGAAGAGAUUCUACAAAGCAGGGCUGGAAGAAGUUAACUUCAAAACAGCUACAGAGGAAGCAAGACAGCUCAUUAAUACCUGGGUGGAGAAAGAGACAAAUGGACAGAUCCAAGAUUUCCUUGCCUCAGGCUCUGUUGAUCUCGAUACCAUGCUGGUCCUUGUGAAUGCCAUUUACUUCAAAGGGAUAUGGAAGAUGGCGUUUAAAGAAGAACACACUCGGGAAGUGCCCUUCAAUGUGACAGAGCAAGAAAGCAGGCCUGUGCAAAUGAUGUGUCAGAACAGUACCUUCAAAGUGGCAGCGGUGGCUGCAGAGAAAAUGAAGAUCCUGGAGCUUCCGUACGCCAGCGGGGAGCUGAGCAUGUUGGUGCUGUUGCCUGAUGAUGUCUCUGGCCUGGAGCAGCUUGAGAAUAAAAUCAGCUUUGAAAAACUUACGGAGUGGACCAGUCCCAAUGUGAUGGAAAAGAAGAGAGUGAAAGUGUACCUCCCGCGCAUGAAGAUUGAGGAAAAAUAUAACCUCACAUCUGUCUUAAUGGCCUUGGGUAUGACCGACCUGUUCAGUCCUUCAGCCAAUCUGUCUGGCAUCUCUUCAGCAGAGAGCCUGAAGAUAACUGAGGCCAUCCAUGAGGCAUACAUGGAAGUCAACGAAAAGGGCACCGAGAUGGCAGGCUCAGCGGUGGUGAUGGGAGACAUCAAACAUUCGUCUGAAUUUGAAGAGUUUAGGGCUGACCACCCUUUCCUUUUCUUGAUCAAACACAAUCCAACCAACAGCAUCCUCUUCUUUGGUAGAUAUUGUUCCCCUUAA
This is a messenger RNA of Fulmarus glacialis (Northern fulmar), 1167 nucleotides long. Its product is annotated as ovalbumin-related protein Y-like. The transcript has 7 exons. Gene Ontology annotation, molecular function: serine-type endopeptidase inhibitor activity. Lineage: Eukaryota; Metazoa; Chordata; Aves; Procellariiformes; Procellariidae. Bases 1 to 1167 code for a protein of 388 amino acids. Gene Ontology annotation, biological process: negative regulation of endopeptidase activity. The record is from RefSeq and is a predicted model, not a curated record.